Molecule: messenger RNA, 1696 nt
Organism: Neltuma alba
Lineage: Eukaryota; Viridiplantae; Streptophyta; Magnoliopsida; Fabales; Fabaceae
Product: probable lipid-A-disaccharide synthase, mitochondrial
Exons: 8
Coding region: 33-1484 (483 amino acids)
Biological process (GO): lipid A biosynthetic process
Molecular function (GO): lipid-A-disaccharide synthase activity; phospholipid binding
Source: RefSeq, a predicted model, not a curated record
CUACUUUCCACAUUACAAGUGAGCGCUCUGCGAUGCUGGGAGUCAGUGUUGGUAGAAGAAGGUUGAACCUGAAAAGUUUGAACGUGUUGGGAUUAUGGAUACUUCAGAGAAAGCAGAGUAUAGUAUCAGUGUCAUCAUCGUUCUCAAGAGCCAGAGCCCCCCUUGAUAUGGCGGCAAAAGAUGGUGAGCUGCGAGUCUUCAUUGUUGCUGGUGAGGUUUCAGGGGAUUCUAUCGCUUCUCGUCUCAUGGCGUCCUUGAAGAAUCUGUCCCCUUUUCCUGUCCGUUUUGCUGGUGUUGGAGGGAAUAAGAUGUCCAGUGAAGGAUUGAAAUCUUCGUUUCCUAUGGAGGAUAUUUCAUUUAUGGGAAUAUGGGAGCUACUGCCCUAUUUGUAUACUAUCAGAGUGAAAUUGAAGGAAACUGUUGAGGCAGCAGCUAAAUUUGAUCCUCAUGUUGUAUUAACAGUUGACUCAAAGGGUUUUUCUUUUCGGUUUUUGAAGCAGCUAAGAGCUAGAUACAAUCAGAAAAAAUUGCCUUCACCAGUACACUUCCACUAUGUUGCACCAUCAUUCUGGGCAUGGAAAGGAGGUGAAGCAAGACUACGAGGGUUAGCAGAAUUUGUGGAUCAACUCUUGUGUAUACUUCCAAAUGAGGCUGAAAUAUGUAGAUUAAAUGGUCUAGCAGCAACCUUUGUCGGACAUCCUGUGAUAGAAGAUGUUCUAGAGUUGAAAUCGAGAAACAAAUCAUCUGCCCUUGAAUUGAGGGCCGAAGGAAGUGGUGAAGAUUUCCGUAGUAAACAUGCAGUGCCCUCAGGAGCGACUGUCAUUAGCUUGCUUCCUGGAAGCAGAGUACAAGAAGUCACCCGGAUGCUACCGAUCUUUGCAAACACAGUUGAGCUAUUGAAAGAGACAUUUCCUCGAUUGAUGACAGUCAUUCAUGUUGCAUCCAAUCAGAAUGUGGAAGAUUACAUUGCUGCUGCAGUUCAUAAAUGGCCAGUUCCUGUCAUAUUGAUUCCAGGUGGAUCAACAAACCUAAAAUAUGAUGCUUUUAGUGCAAGCAGAGUUGCAUUAUGCACAUCUGGCACAGCAGCUUUGGAGCUUCAGCUUGCAAGAACACCUUGUGUAGUUGCAUAUCGAGCACAUAUUUUGACUGAAUGGUUUAUUCGGUAUAAAGCAAAGAUACAAUACAUUUCUCUGCCCAACGUUCUCUUAAAUUCAGCCAUUAUUCCUGAAGCACUUUUUCAAUCUUGUUCACCUGGGAACCUAGCCUCAUUGGUCAAGAAUUUAAUGCAUGAUGAUGGCUGUCAAAAAGAGCAAAUAGUUGCAGCUGAAAAGGUUUUCAUACUUCUGCGCCCGUCGGAGAGGAUAGUGCAUAACAUGCAUCAGGGAAGCAUUAUCAAUCUUCACUGCACUCCAAGUGCAGUUGCAGCAUUGACUGUAUUAAAUUAUGGAAGGCAGAAUUCUGUCAUAAAUUAUGGAAAGCCAUGAUCAACAAUUUUCUGACUCAUAGCCAGGCCUGAACUUAUAAUGGGCUAGGCCGUGUUUAUGCUUGGCCUGGUGCCCAAUGACAUACUGGGCUGGAUUGGCUAAUCUGGGUUAGUUGGGCAUGACUGCCCCAUUUAAAGAAAGUUCAGCGCUCAUAUUUUUGUAACCAUUGGAUUAUUUUGAGCUUAUGAUUAUUUAUUUUGAUAUGUCUUGGC